AUGUCCUCCCGCCUCCCCAUACGGGGGGCCGCCCUCCGCCGGCCCCCGACACUGCUCUUCUUCGGCGCGCACCCUCAGCCUCCUCACGCCCGACGGCGGCCGCAGCUGCCGACGACGUCGUCCCUCCUGCAGCCGCAGCGCCGCGCCGCCACCACCAGCGUCAAGGGCUGGUCGACGGCGCCGCCGCGCUCCAAGCACCGGCGCUUCAACCAGCCCAACGCCGGCCUGCCGGCGCUGACGACGGGCCCCGCGGCGGCCCUGGAGCGGCGCGAGAACACGACGCCCCUGCGCACCGGCGUGCUGGCCGUCAAGAAGGGCAUGACGAGCGUCUUCGUCGGCAAGACGCGCGUGCCCUGCACCGUGCUGCAGCUCGACCAGGUCCAGGUCGUGGCCAACAAGACGCGCGACAAGCACGGCUACUGGGCGGUCCAGGUCGGCGCCGGCACCCGGCCCGCGCGCAACGUCACCAGCCCCCUGCUCGGCUACUACGAGGCCAAGGGCGUCGCCCCCAAGAGCGAGCUGGCCGAGUUCUACGUCCGCUCCCACGAGGGCCUGCUGCCCGUCGGCGUCCAGCUGCUGCCCGACUGGUUCCAGCAGGGCCAGUACGUCGACGUACGCGCCCGGUCGCGCGGCAUGGGCUUUGCCGGCGGCAUGAAGCGCCACGGCUUCGCGGGCCAGGAGGCGUCGCACGGAAACUCGAAGAACCACCGCACCAUCGGCACCACGGGUCCCUCGCAGGGCAGUGGCAGCCGCGUCAUGCCCGGCAAGAAGAUGCCCGGCCGCAUGGGCGGCGUGUGGGCCACGGUCCAGAACCUCAAGGUCCUCCGCGUCGACAACGAGCUCGGCAUCGUCCUCGUCAGCGGCGCCGUCCCGGGGCCCACCGAUUGCACCGUCAAGCUGCAGGACUCCAAGAAGCGCAAGGCCCCCGCCCUGCCGUACCGCCAAAAGGUCUUUCAGCAGCUGCUCGAUAGGCAUCCCGGCGCUGCCGAGGCGCUCCAGAUGGCCAGGGAGCGCCAUCUCGAGAUGAAGCAGCGGAGGCGGCAGCACGUCGACGGUGAGCUGACGCGGGGGCCGGCUGUGCAAGAGAGCAAGGAGGAGACAGCGACGGCUUAG
This is a messenger RNA of Hirsutella rhossiliensis, 1113 nucleotides long. Its product is annotated as ribosomal protein l3 domain-containing protein. Gene Ontology annotation, molecular function: structural constituent of ribosome. The coding region runs from base 1 to 1113 and encodes 370 amino acids. Gene Ontology annotation, cellular component: ribosome; mitochondrial large ribosomal subunit. The record is from RefSeq and is a predicted model, not a curated record. Gene Ontology annotation, biological process: translation. Lineage: Eukaryota; Fungi; Ascomycota; Sordariomycetes; Hypocreales; Ophiocordycipitaceae. The transcript has a single exon.